Physcomitrium patens is the source of this 3744-nucleotide messenger RNA. RefSeq names its product NAC domain-containing protein 1. Gene Ontology annotation, molecular function: DNA binding. The record is from RefSeq and is a predicted model, not a curated record. Gene Ontology annotation, biological process: regulation of DNA-templated transcription. NCBI's taxonomy places the organism in Eukaryota, Viridiplantae, Streptophyta, Bryopsida, Funariales, Funariaceae.
AUGGUUUUACAAUCAUGUAUCAGCCGGCCCAGCGGCAUAUGGAUUCAUUAGAGCAUAAUAGCUGUUAAAUCUGUAGACUGGUGGGAGUGGGUUACGCAGAGGGAAGCUUGUGAUGAGAGCUGGGAGAGUGAGAGUGAGCAUGCACAUGGGGGCGGGGAUGCGAAUGGGUCCCCCUGGACUUUCCUGAACCUGCCCGGGCGACAUCGUCUCCAGGCUCUACACGAUUUUCCUCACAUCUAGACUAAAUCCAUGUUUUUCUCCCCUCCGACUCUCGGUGCAAAUUUUUAAUUCUCCGCCUGUCAUACGCAGAUUGUCUGGCUACCUACCGUCGUCACAGCCCCAUAUCGAUUAUCUGCCCCAGUUCCGCCUUAUCUCCGCCGCCAAAUUUCUCCAAUAUAUGGUUGCCUUCUCCCAUGUAUUCUUUCUUGGGUCGUAGUUCCACACAACUGAGGGAUUAGUUGGUGCAAGAGUCUGGAGGCGAGUGCGUCUGCGCGAGGUUGAUAGCGUGACACUUCUUGCUGCUGCCACACACCCAGUGAUAUAAAUACUGACAAUGCUUUGAGUUCUGGAUGGCCGCAUGCAGCGCACGCAUUCUGUGUAGGGUGUUUAGAUUCUAGUCGAUCCUAGUGUUAGUGGUAAUGUCUUUUCUUCCCCGGAGCAUUCCAAACCGGUAGACAGGUUUUCUGAAAUCUUUCUUGAAGUAAUCGAGAGAAUCAACGGUUAUAGGCCAUAUUUCGCAGAGACCUGUUAUUUAAUUGGAUUUUCCCCGGUCCGCGAUCAGUUCGUCGCCUGAGGGGUUAGAAUUUGGUGGUACGGAGGUUCCUGUUUGAGGUUCCUGAUCGUAAUCACUAUUGGUUAGAUAACACUCGUUUGUGAGAGGGGGCUUGAGUGAUCCUUGGGUAACAUUCAGUUGUGGUCGUCUCAGUAAUUGUAGAGAUUAUUUGGUUGGAGCUUUCAUUGGCCCAGAGUUCUAAAUUAGCAGUUCGCUCAUGGCGUCGUAUGGAACUUUGUAGUCCUCAAACCAGCAGAUAGACGAUCCCUUGUGCAUGAUAGCCUCCUUUCACUUGUCAAACAGUGUGCGAGGUUUUGUGGAUGCUCCGUAGUAAAAUACGAAACACCCGAGCAGCAGGAAUUCGGCACGCAAACAAUAAAAUAUCAAUAUUCUACUGAAAACUAGGAGAUUUCUUAGCUGGGAGUGGACAUGGCGUCAUGACCCCGUCAUUCAAGGUAUAGAGGGCUGGACCUAGUCGGUACCGAUUAAGAAAGAAAUUAGCAACGUAAGCACGAGACUCACAGAAACCUCGCUUAAAUUGGACCGCGGUGAAGGAGACGGAGGGAACAAGCAGACCCAGUGGAUAUGUGAAUCUUGUAGAUUGAAAUCGAUUCAAGAAGCCUGCCGCAUCCGACACGGUCACACAAAUGCAGAUACCGUUGGAAUCGAUGGUCACUAAGUUGUACUUUCUUGCCGUCCCACAAAUUCUGCUCAGUUGCCCCACAAUCCUCUCCUACUCCUCUAAGCCCCCGUCGGCUAAUCAGACCGGGGUUUGCCAAAACCACCCCAUAUAGCUCAUAUUUUUAGUCAGUUUUCCAAUAAGACCAUUUGGUGUUCAAUAACUUAUUGAUAGUGUCGAAAUAAAUCCACUCGAGAGGGUUUGUGUUCAUUUGGAGAAAAAAAUAAUCAUAAGCGUGCUUGGUGUGGGCUGGGUAAUAGUGGGUUAGUAGACUCUAGGUGAGUUUCAUCUGCAAAGUCGAAGCAUAUUGUAAAAGUCAUGGUUACAAUGGAAACGACAGGGUCGCUAGCGCAACUGCAAUUACCGCCAGGAUUCCGGUUCCACCCAACGGACGAGGAGCUGGUGCUGCACUACCUUCGUCGCAAAGCAGACUCGCAUGUAUUUCUGAUCCCUGUCAUUGCUGAAGUGGACCUCUACAAGUUCGACCCUUGGGAUCUGCCUGACAAGGCAUUAUUCGGGGAGAGAGAGUGGUAUUUCUUUUCGCCAAGGGACAGGAAGUACCCCAAUGGCGCAAGGCCCAACAGAGCCGCCGCAAGCGGCUAUUGGAAGGCAACGGGCACAGAUAAACCCAUUUUCAUGACUAAUAGCCAUAGCAAAGUGGGAGUCAAGAAGGCGCUGGUGUUCUACCGUGGCAAAGCCCCAAAGGGCGAGAAGACAAACUGGAUCAUGCACGAGUAUCGUCUUGCUGAAGGUGUCUCGCCCCCCGCACGCCAUCACCGCCGCGGCUCGCUGAGGUUGGAUGAUUGGGUGUUAUGCCGCAUAUAUGAGAAAUGCACGCACGCGCAACGAGCUGGCAUGGAGCACGACACUUCCUCCGUUCAGAAGAUGCUAGCAUCUCUCCCCAAAAUCGACAAUCCCAACCACAUGCUCCCCGGUCUCAAUACGGUGAGCAUGACAGAAUCGGCGCAGCAUAUGGCUAUGAUCAAUAGCAUGCUGGCAAAGAACACAUCCGAUGACGGAUGCAGCUUGCCCGCUAGCAUUAGCACUCUUCAAAGGGGAAUGAUGUCGAGCGAUUCAGGUAUUGCAGUGCACGACCUGCAUACCGGGAACAUGGCAAGCGGAUGGAAGGGACAAUCAUUUAUGGACUACACUGGCAACCAGAACCUCAGGUACAACACCCAGCAAGAGCUUGAAGCGGGGUCUUCCUCGCCGAGACCAACACUGAACAUUCGAUCCUCCAUGGCCGGCAGCGUCGUGCCCCAGUUUCAACACCCGCAUCGUUCUUACAGCAACUUCGGGCCUCGGAUCGUCGAGAAGCCCAUGCCACCCGCGCCGGGCCGAUCAGCGUCCGACCAGGAGGUUCAAAGCUCGUUUCGGUCUACCAUGCAGUUCACAAAUGGCACCUCCUGUAAUGAAGGACUGGAAUCGAUGUUUCCAGAAAUUGGGAAUUUCGACCACCAGACCCAAUCCACUAUUUCAUCCUACUCCCGGCCUGGCAUGGGAUAUAGCACCUUUAGUUAUCGCCAUGGGGCUUCCAGUUCCUUGAACUAAUGCUCCCCUCGACGCUGAUGAUUGCCGCAAGUUGCCAUGACGUGCGCCUUUUCGGUUGUAACGAGCAAAUUGUAAGCUCUUGCUCCAGUGCUUGCAAGUGCGGCAAAUUCACCAGUCGUCGGGCAUUAACUUAGUACCACUAAUAUGGCUGGUGGUGGCGACUCUCCUACAUCUAAUGAUCGGAGCAACGACGGAGAGUCUCCGACGUAUUUGCACGUAUGUGAUUUAGAAUAUUACUGUACAGAUCAGGAUUGACUAUCAACUGGGGGAGGGUGGGAAGAAAGGAAGUAUGAUCUCAUCAACGAACAGGACAAUCGACAAACACACCAACGAGGAUAGCACACACUGAAGCUAAGUAUGAUCCAGAUGCAAAUCAAGAUUUUUUUUUAAAAGUAUAUAUGUAUAUAUAACGACACUGAGACAAAUUGACACGGUAGCCAUACGUUCCAUUGACCCCUCCGCACACGUGUAGAAUCACCCGUGCAUAUUAGAGAAGGGAAAAUUGGAAAAGGACUUGAUGUAGUUGUGAAGCUGAUGAAGUAUUGUGGUGGGUUUUUGUGCGAAGGGGAGUGUGGCCGCUCCCCGUUCUACUUUGUCUCCCUUGCCCUUCAUCUGUAACUCAUCCCCUAGAUGGUUGUACUUCGCGGAACGUCGAAAUGGUGUAAAAAGGUUUAACUCUUUACAGGGUACCUGUCAAUAAAGAGUCCUGGUCUGCGCAGAAGUUAUACCUAUCAUUACUCAA